AUGCGUCCCUUUUUCUGGCUUGCUGCCUUUGGGGCUGUAGUGUCAGCAUUACCUGGCCAGCUCAUUGCAGACCAAGCUAGAAGUAACAUCGUGAAGAGGGCAGACGAGCAUGUCCAAUUCGUCGAUGCGACUGGAGAUGGUGAAACGCAGAUCACGCGGCCCCCUUCAAAGGACGACGAGUAUAGUAUCCUCGAUGGCAAUGGAGGGGUAGACGCAUGUCCAGUCGGACUGAUUGGCAAGCGCCAGACGACUCCAAGACCAGCUCAGACACCGGAGAAUAUCGAAAGGACAUUGAAGGAGCUGCAACGCCGCUGGCUUAGACAGGAGCUCGUGGGCCGUGCCAGGUAUCCUCACGUGUUUAAUAACUACGAAAGACUCCCGUUCCCAGGAUUUGAAGAUACUCAACUAUAUGAAUUUCCUCUCCUGCCUUCUACCGAGCCGAUCUAUAGUGGCGGUAGCCCCGGUGCUGUCCGAAUCUUAGGUGCAAUCUCCAGCAAUGGCCAGGUCGAGUUAGCCGGGUUCAUCCGACACCCGCCAGGGAACCGUGGAGGGUUUGAGUUGUGCCCCGAGUCUGCUGCAGUAGCUUCUACCACCACUAUCUCUCCUGAUGUUGACGACAGUGUGUGUGAGGGGGUUCCCCACACGCAUGAUGAGAGCCGCAGGGCUAUACAGCUUGACUUUGGCCUGGCCCGGCGAGAUGCGUCGGAUGCGCUCCGCAGACUCUGUCAGUCGAAGCAACGGAUUGGAGCAGGCGUUCAGACUGGAACCAAUGGAGAAGUAUGGUUUUUCCGGGGCGACGAAUACAUCCGCUACUCAACCAAUGACGAAAGCAUUCAUUUUCGAAAGAAGAUUGUCGAUGGAUGGCCAGGACUUCGCAAUACUCCAUUCAGUGAAGACAUUGACGCCGCGGUCAAGACUGGGACCUCGGAUGAAUAUUGGCUCUUCAAAGGAGAUGAAUAUGUUCGCUACUCUACGAAUGGUGAAAGGAUCCAUUUCCGAAAGAAGAUUGUUGAAGGCUGGCCGGGACUGAAAGGCACGCCAUUCAUCCAAGGCAUUGAUGCGGUGAUCAGAAGCGAGACGAGUGGAGAGUUAUGGUUUUUCAAAGGGGAUGAGUAUGUCCGCUAUUCAACCGACGACGAAAUGAUUCAUUUCCGAAAGAAGAUUGUCGAUGGAUGGCCAGGAUUGAAGGACACCCCGUUUGUCCGUGAUAUUGACGCCGCAGUCAAGACUGGCACCAGUGAAGAAUAUUGGUUCUUCAAGGGUAAUGAGUACGUUCGUUACUCGACUGAAGAUGAGCGCAUUCACGUUCAAAAGACAAUCGCUUCAGGGUGGCCAGGGUUGAAGAACACGCCCUUCAGUCGACGACACAAGCGUACGGGGGCUUGA
Aspergillus pseudotamarii is the source of this 1386-nucleotide messenger RNA. RefSeq names its product Hemopexin-like domain-containing protein. Bases 1 to 1386 code for a protein of 461 amino acids. Gene Ontology annotation, molecular function: RNA nuclease activity; RNA binding. The transcript has 3 exons. NCBI's taxonomy places the organism in Eukaryota, Fungi, Ascomycota, Eurotiomycetes, Eurotiales, Aspergillaceae. The record is from RefSeq and is a predicted model, not a curated record.